AUGAUAGAGAAGAUUUUAGUAUUUUUAUCAGUAAUAUUAGUUAUCAUAUUUUUUCCAUUUUCUCUGCCUUGCAUUUUUAUAAGUGUCCGCCAAUUUGAACGCAUCGUAAUAUUAAGGAAUGGCAAAAUUCUCGAUAACCGAUGUUAUGGCCCAGGACUAAUCUGCUACUUGCCUUGUAUUGAUAACAUUAAAUACAUAGACCUUCGAAUCAUGUGCCACGCUCUGCCACCGGAAGAAUGUUUAACCAAAGACUCUUUGACUCUAACUGUGCAAGCGGUUGUGUACUUCAGAGUAGUAGACCCGUUAUGGUCGAUAAUUAACGUGGCGGAUUUCAGUAUGUCUACUAAGUAUUUGGCGGCAACUGCUCUUCGAAAUACUAUCGGGAGACAUAGACUAUCAGAACUUCUCGUCAACAGAGCAGAGAUAUGUUCUGAAGUUUUAGAGGGUAUGAAACCAUUAACAACUAAAUGGGGUGUUUUUGUCAUAAGAAUUGAAAUGAACAACCUAUCAAUACCACUCCAGUUAAAACAGGCUAUGGCGACGGAAGCCGUGUCAUUAAGAUUAUCGAACGCCAAGAUCAUGGUGGCCCAGGCCGAAAUAGAGUCAACCAAAAGUCUGGAAAAGGCUACAUCUAUGUUGAUGGACAAUCCGCUUGGCAUGCAGUUGAGAUACUUACAAUCACUCCAAUCGAUCUCUGGCGACAAAACUCAUACAGUAGUGUUUCCGUAUUCAAAAGAAAUGUUGCAGAAUCUGUUUGGUCAUAAGUAA
Messenger RNA from Cydia fagiglandana, 768 nucleotides. RefSeq names its product protein unc-1-like. Gene Ontology annotation, cellular component: plasma membrane. The record is from RefSeq and is a predicted model, not a curated record. The transcript is spliced from 6 exons. The coding region runs from base 1 to 768 and encodes 255 amino acids. NCBI's taxonomy places the organism in Eukaryota, Metazoa, Arthropoda, Insecta, Lepidoptera, Tortricidae.